This is a messenger RNA of Belonocnema kinseyi, 2881 nucleotides long. RefSeq names its product rhomboid-related protein 3 (gene rho-4). NCBI's taxonomy places the organism in Eukaryota, Metazoa, Arthropoda, Insecta, Hymenoptera, Cynipidae. The record is from RefSeq and is a predicted model, not a curated record. Gene Ontology annotation, molecular function: serine-type endopeptidase activity; calcium ion binding. Bases 309 to 1409 code for a protein of 366 amino acids. Gene Ontology annotation, cellular component: membrane. The transcript has 5 exons.
CCUGGUUUCCGCCUUCCGCUUUGUUUGAUUCGAAGAAAGACCGUGAGUGUGACAGCGGGGUGGAGAGAUUUUUUUCUCGGCGUUCUCGGUAGAGGAAAAGGGAAAAAGUGUGUUUUUGGGUUACCUGAGAGUGGGAACUUGACGAUGCAUCAGUGCCUCACAUAUAUUUUCGGUGACAGGUGUGAGAAAAAAGACGGUCAAUAUUGCUCAGAUUUCGAUCAAUAACCUGCAAGUGCUCCACGCGUUUUUUGUGAUUCUCUUUAUUUUAGUCUUACUCACCUGCGUGCGAUAACGGAUCUCAAAUAAAAAUGGCGUCAUCUCAGGAAGUAGAAACAGCCAUACCACUACAAUACAAUGAUGCUCACUGGAAAGGGAUUUUCGAGAAGUACGACACAGAUGGGGAUGGAAAAAUAUCAUAUCACGAAUUGAAAGCCAUGAUUCGUAGCCAUGCCAUUUCGACCGAUAUUCCCACCCGGGUUGUACGAAUGAUUAUGCACAAAGCUGAUGUCGACGAAUCUGGAUACUUGGAGUAUGCAGAAUUCAUCAAUAUGAUACAUCAUAAGGAUUUCCAGGGAAUAUUCGGACAUUUUAUGCACCGAUAUGUACACUCAUUAAUACCUCAUCGUCCCAGCAUGUCAGGAUCCUUGCGAUCUGCAAGAUAUUCAAGUGACUUGCCCGAUGGACAAUAUGAAGAAGAAUACAGUUGCAAUCCCCCAGCAGUUGCAAUGAUUAUAAUUUCCAUUUUGGAAAUACUUCUAUUUUUGUUUGAUACCAUUGCGUAUAGAGGACCAAGCUCGGUUGAAGGACCUACUGCCACUCUCUUCAUUUACAAUCCUUACAAGCGAUAUGAAGCUUGGAGGUACUUUACGUACAUGUUCGUCCACGUAGGACCAUUUCACCUUGUGGUAAAUCUGCUGGUGCAGAUAAUGCUGGGAAUUCCUCUGGAGAUGGUCCACAAAUGGUGGAGGGUCCUACUAAUAUACAUGGCAGGAGUAGUAGCAGGGUCUCUCGGGACUUCAGUUUCUGAUCCUGGAGUUUACCUCGCCGGAGCAUCGGGAGGAGUUUACGCUUUAAUAACAGCCCACGUGGCAACAAUUCUGAUGAACUGGGCCGAAAUGGAGUUCGCCGUGCUCCAGCUGCUCGUAUUCGUCGUCGUUGCAGGCGUUGAUGUUGGCCAGGCGAUCUACAACCGGUACACAGAAGUGAACAAUCAAAUCGGCUACGUAGCUCAUUUGGCUGGCGCGAUCGCUGGCCUUCUUGUGGGAAUUAAUAUUCUUCGCAAUCUCGAGGUCCAGAAAUGGGAAAAAGUAGUUUGGUGGAUCAGUAUUUUUACUUACACUGCUCUUAUGUCUGCAGCUAUUCUGUGGAAUAUUUUGAAUCCCACACAUUUCCCCUCUCCUAAGUAUUAGAAGAAUAGGGUUUUGAAAUAAGGGGACGAAAGAAACGCAAGAAAAGUUUUGUAUAAUCUAUCGGUAGUUUGUGUAUAAUUUGUAUAGCAGCAAAUAUAUUCAAUACGUUAGGCAACUACUGCGCAUGUAUAAAAAUCUUUGGUACCUACUGCGCAAGUCAACGUUGGGUGGACAUCUACCGCACAGGUAUGAGUGCCUUAUGGUCAUUUUGAACUUUCUUUUAUGAUAAAAAUGAAAACAAAACAAUAUUUUAUGAUAGACUAUAAAUAAUUUUGACUAAAUACUAUCAUUAUACAUAAGCAAUUGACAGAUUAUUUAAAUCUUUUCUAGCUGGAUACCAAGUUCAGGGAUUUAAAACUAAAAAUAAAAAAAUUCCGCCUUGAAACAAUGCACAAUUUUUUUUACAAAAAUCGAGUUAGUUUUGUGAAGAUUUACACGAGAGUAUUAUUCUUAGAAUAUAAAUUCUAACACGCAAAAAACCGCAGGAUUAAUGUAAUUUCGAAUGCAUUGAAGUCUGCAUUUAAUGUGUGACAUAUAUUUCCAUAUUGCCACAAAAUCCAUAUCAUUUGUUAUAUUUAUACAAAAUAAGUGCCUAGCUUUUAUGGAGAAAUGGAUGUACACCUUUCUCUGUGGUGAUUUAGCGUUCAUGCUUUAGUAUUAAAUGGUGAUUUUUUAUACAUCUACACCUAGAUUUCUAGAAAGUACCGACUUUGUCUUAUUGUAUAAAUGCUAAACUUGCGGCAAAAUGAUACAGAGCAAAAAGUUCGGUUCAGUUAGUGUAAGCGGAAAUAUAAAUAAUAUAUUUCAUUUACAUCAAAUUUAAAAUUGAUUUCAGAGAAUUAUGAACAGAAUGUUGUAAUAGACUGUUAUUUUUGGUGAAUAAAAAGUAAAAAGUUAGGUACCAGUGAGUUUAGCAUUAACUUACGCGUAUUAAUUUAUAAGAAGACUAACAACGACAAAAAUAUUUUCAAUUAAUCUUCUAUUUUCGUAAGAAACAAUACGAUCUUUGUACAAGUAAUUCAAUUAGAAUAAAGACUUUGUUAAAGUAUUCAUCGACUUCAGAACAGCAAAGAUUCAUUUAUCAUUUUGUAAAUGCUCUACGAAAAUUGGAAACAUGUUCAAAGCUACAUUAAAAAACGUACAUAAUUUUCCUUGAAAUAAUUGUAGGACUAAAUAAAUUUAUUCUUAUACGAUUAUAGACAGGAUUUUUUGUAAUGUGAGAAAGGCGAGAACAUUUUUUUUAUCAGACAGACUGACGGAUGAUUAGUUUUAUUAAGUAUACGUAAUAAAUAUUGGCUGCUAUCGAUUGCAUAUCGUAAUGUUGAUAAGUAUUCUUUUUACCACGAUGGUUUACAAAUAUUUGUAUUUCUUUAGACUAUAGUCUAAAAUCAUAUUCUGCUUAUGAAUGCAAGUCUUGUACCUGAACCACAGUGACAAUUCAAGAGCACAAAAUAAACUUAAUUUAAAAAUUA